AAGGGCGGAGCGAGCCGGGGCCGGGGCCGGGGCCGGGGCCGGCUGCCGCUGCCGCCGCCGUCGCCUCCGCAGGGCGCCUUCCGCAGACAUGUCCGCCAACUACAUGCGGAGCUUCUCGGAGGGAUGUCUCAGGCCACCAACGGUAAUUGGCCAGUUCCACACUCUUUUCUUUGGCUCUGUUCGUAUGUUUUUCCUUGGCGUUUUGGGCUUUGCUGUUUAUGGAAAUGAGGCCUUGCAUUUCAGCUGUGACCCAGACAAGAGAGAGGUUAAUCUUUUCUGUUACAACCAGUUCAGGCCUAUAACUCCUCAGGUAUUCUGGGCAUUACAGCUGGUGAUUGUGCUGGUACCUGGAGCCUUUUUUCACCUUUAUGCUGCAUGUAAGAGCAUCAAACAGGAAGAUAACCUCCAACAGUCAUUCUACACUCUUUUUUAUAUCUUCUCUGUUUUCUUAAGGAUUAUCCUUGAAGCUGUGGCUUUUUGGCUUCAGAUUCAGCUGUUUGGUUUCAGAGUGAACGCAAUCUACAUGUGUGAUGUGGGAGCAUUGGAAAAAAAGUUUAACAUUACCCGGUGCAUGGUGCCAGAGCACUUUGAAAAGACAAUUUUUCUUAUUGCAAUGUACACAUUUACUGUGAUUACAGUGGUCUUGUGUGUUGCCGAAAUUUUUGAGAUCUCAUGUAGAAGGCUAGGUUUCCUAAAAACUCGGUGAUUUCAAUCACUCCUAGUCAUUUACCACCCUGUCCGCCUGUAGUUCUGUAACAACAAUUUCAAGCUGUAACA
This is a messenger RNA of Aquila chrysaetos chrysaetos, 777 nucleotides long. RefSeq names its product gap junction protein epsilon 1 (gene GJE1). The record is from RefSeq and is a predicted model, not a curated record. Gene Ontology annotation, biological process: cell communication. Lineage: Eukaryota; Metazoa; Chordata; Aves; Accipitriformes; Accipitridae. Gene Ontology annotation, cellular component: connexin complex.